AUGAGGCUCACCUUCCAUUUCGAGCGCGUCGGCUGGCCGCUGGCGUCUUUCUUGGGCUUGCUGGACUUGAAGACCGGCGUACAAAUAGCGCUGUACUUUGCCAUCAUCAAUAAGGUCGCCGGCGUCUAUGGCCUCAUCGCCUUGUUGACCGGUGCGGGAGGCACCGUGGCACAACUCAGCUUGUACAUAUACUCUGUCGGCGCCCUGGUUGCCUCUAUCUGGGCUAUGCGAGCGGUGAAUGAGGAAGACCCGAAACGGACAUUAUACUUCGCCCACCUGUUCUUCGCCGACCACAUCCUCAACACCGUCUGGACAGUCUUCUUCGCCGUAGACUGGUGGGUCUACACCCCACACGACGGGCGCCGCAUCGCGAACAGCCCAGCGCAAGAAGCGCUCAUCGACGGAUACAUCGGGAAGCACAUUGAUUUGGCGCCCGCGGACCGGAUCGUUGCGGCCGAGACGCUGUGGAAGGAGGAGAAGAAUGUCGCGAUGACGAUCAUUGUGCUCGGUUGGCUGUCAAAGUUCUACCUCGCAGCUUUGAUCUACUCCUUCGCACACCACCUCCGUCGCGGAACAUACCGCUCCCUUCCUCUCUCGCGCUCGCAACCUCCACCCAAAGAGACGCUCUACCAGCCAACCUCAGCUUUGCCAGCCGUCUACGACGAAGAAGACGAUGCGCCGGAUGCGUUCUACGCGCGUUCGCCCGCAACGCCUGUCUUCUCGCCCAUCAACCCAAGUGUAUCGCACGAGGGUCACAGAGGGACACCAAGCACUGGCACAUUCGCGGAAUUUGUGGGCGCGCCUAGGACGAGGGGAAACGGGGCGAGGAGUGCUGGCGGAAGCACGGUCAACCUGACGGCAGAUGUUGGCGGGAGGGUAUGA
Peniophora sp. CBMAI 1063 is the source of this 882-nucleotide messenger RNA. Lineage: Eukaryota; Fungi; Basidiomycota; Agaricomycetes; Russulales; Peniophoraceae. The record is from the annotation of a GenBank genome assembly.